GAUGUGAUGUGAUACGUACGUACGUACGUACGUACGUUGCAGGACGGCGUACGUUACGGUUACGAGUGGGAUGUGACAGAGGAUUGUGGACCAAUCUGACAACAAGUAACCGAUUUCCAUGCCGAUACCGGUAUCUUGACAAACUCAACAAGGAUUUUCGCGGGUUUCUGUUUCCUUCCACCAUCUACCGGCAAUAAUACGAGUACGAGCACGAACUGUACGGUACCCAUUGUCAACGAUUCGAUUCCAGACACCAACGAAUCAUUCGAAGAACAAUGGCAGCACCAACGCCAAGCAAUACUAGCGCUCGCUGCCGCCGAUUGAUCCUGGCGGUUCUGCUGCUCUCGACACCAUCGGCCGUCGAAGGAUUUCACCACCAGAGACACCAUGGAUCGAGGCGUGGACUGCCAGCAUCGGUACAAGCCGGGCCGUGCCUCGGUUCGAACCACCACCGGCGACCCCAUCCGCUCCGCCGAUCGCCGGCAGAGUUGCUACCGGGACACCAUCGAAUCCGCCGCGGCCCGUUUGGCGUCCCCGAACGGCCUCUCGCUUGCCGCUCGGGCGGCACCGCGCUGGGGAUGGUAGGGGUGCCCGCGUCGCUGGCCGCGGCCGCCACGGCAUUGUCGUCGCCCGCGGUCCAGAAGAUCCUCGAGCUSGCGUCCAUYGCCGGGAUCGGCUACGCGCUCCGGUCGAGGCUGGACCCCAAGGGCAUUACGGGCCUCCUCCUCAAUGCCCUGGUGCCGUCCAUCAUCGUGUCGUCCCUCUCGGGGCUGUCCGUCUCGGCCGAGAGCCUCGGCCGCGUGGUGGCCUCGGGGGUAGCCCUGGCGGUCGCACAGCUGGUCGGAUCGGAGCUGGCGUCGCGGUUCGUGAUCCCCCCGAAGAGGGGYGGGGACGAGUUCGAGGCCGACAUUCUACGGCGAACGGCGGCGGUGCAGCUCAGCUCGAUGGCGCCGGGCCUGUCGGUCCUCUCCUUCACGAAGGAAUUUGCAGGCCUAACGCUGGCGGGCCUGUCCACCCUGGCCGACGUCCCGUCCAAGGUGUACACCCUUGUUCUGCUGCCCUACUAUCUUAGGUUUCGCGGAAUCGUUGCCGACAGAGAAGUAGAGGAAGGAGAGACCGAGGCCGAGGCAUCGCUCGCGACCGAAAGAUCCUCCUUCCUGCAAACGAUCAAGACCUCCGCAAGCGACCCCUUCAACCUCUCCAUUUCCUGUGGAUUGAUCCUCGCCGCCCUCGGACGGCCCGUGCACACGCUGGGAUUCGUGGGAAACGCCAUCGGGAGCCUGGCCAAGAGCCAAACGGCCGUCCUCUUUCUUCUGAUUGGCCUGAAGCUCAAGUUCAGCGGCGACCGACCCAAGCUCUGCCUGCGGCUCCUUCUCGCGCGACACGGAUUCAUGAGCCUCUUUGCCUCGGUGUACCUGGCCACCUGCAUGCCGCUCUCCAGGGGCGUCUCGGACGCCACGCGCCUGGCCGCCGUCCUGAGCUCCCACGCGGCGUCCUCGAUCAUCGCGUACGGGCAGAUGAGCAAGGCCGUCUCGAGCGAGGAGAACCGCCAGAACRRGSCCGAUCGGGUGCAGGGGUACGACGUCGACCUGGCGUUCGACAUCGUCGCCCUGUCGUACCAGAUGACCAUGGUCCUGAACACCCUGGCGUGCCUCGCCGGGCGGUCCUACGUCAACAACCUGCCGGUAGUCGGGGCAACCAUGCUCGGGCUGUCGGCCGCGAUCGGGAAGAUCGGUGGAACCAAGUAAAUGCUAACUCAAAAUAAAGGCUAUCUCUGCUU
Molecule: messenger RNA, 1780 nt
Organism: Pseudo-nitzschia multistriata
Lineage: Eukaryota; Bacillariophyta; Bacillariophyceae; Bacillariales; Bacillariaceae
Source: the annotation of a GenBank genome assembly